Messenger RNA from Myripristis murdjan (pinecone soldierfish), 5256 nucleotides. RefSeq names its product ubiquitin associated protein 2-like (gene ubap2l). The record is from RefSeq and is a predicted model, not a curated record. Gene Ontology annotation, molecular function: protein binding. Lineage: Eukaryota; Metazoa; Chordata; Actinopteri; Holocentriformes; Holocentridae. The transcript has 30 exons. The coding region runs from base 220 to 3873 and encodes 1217 amino acids. Gene Ontology annotation, cellular component: cytoplasm; nucleus.
AGAGUCUCUCGCUUAUUGUGUGAGAGCGAGUCGGUUCGUUUAUAUUUUCUCAACUUAGUUGUAUCAACUUGUGGUUCAGGGACUUAUAGAUCCUGUCUUAAACCCGACAAGGAGGUCGACAACGAUACCACUUGGUCAGUUGUAUUGCAGAAUCUCUAACACUGAACCGGGUUUCUGGUGUUAUUCCUUUGUAAAUACUGUUAUUUGUAUAUACUGUAAAUGAUGACGUCCAUGGGCGGAAACCGAGCCCGGGGCAGCUGGGAGCAGACACAGGGCCAGACACAGAGCCAGACACAGCACAAGCAGAGGCCUCAGGCUACCGCAGAGCAGAUCCGACUUGCACAGAUGAUUUCGGACCACAAUGAUGCUGACUUUGAAGAGAAGGUCAAACAGCUGAUCGACAUCACAGGCAAGGACCAGGACGAGUCUAUGAUCGCGCUGCAUGACUGCAACGGGGAUGUCAACAGAGCCAUCAACGUGCUGCUGGAGGGCAGCCCAGAUACUGACUCUUGGGAAAUGGUGGGGAAGAAGAAAGGAGUGUCAGGCCAGAAGGAGGCUGGCCAGGCAGAGACUGGAGAGGAAGGAAAGGAGAACAGGGAGAAAGGAGGGGAGAGGGAUGUGGCACGUCGUCGAGGUGGAGCCCCACGUCGGGGCCGUGGAGCCAGCAGGGGACGAGAGUUCCGUGGUCAGGAGAAUGGCUUGGAUGGUGGCAAGGCUGGUGUGGCCGGAAGAGGCACAGAGCGAGGCCGGAGGGGAAGAGGCAGAGGAAGAGGGACCGUUGGAGUAUCUGGACGGCGGGGAGGCAGGUUUUCGGCGCAGGGCAUGGGCCAGAUUGAUAAGGGGCCCAGAUAUGAUUGUUCAGGAGAUGAGAGAACGUUUAACCCUGCUGACUACGCUGAGCCAGCCCAGACAGAAGAAAACUAUGGAGGAGGCAGCACCUGGAACAACACAGGAAACAUGGAGCCAGAAGAAGGGGCCAGGUUGGAAUAUUCUGCAGGAGAGGGAACAAAUUACCAGCCCAAGUUUGACUCCACUCCUGGUGCCUGGAGGACUGCUACUGAGGAGUGGGGCACUGAGGACUGGAACGAGGAUCUUUCAGAGACCAAGAUAUUCACAGCUUCCAGUGUGGCUUCCAUGCCUCUGCCUCAAGAGAAUGUUACUAUCACUAAAGGACAGAGGAUUGACCUUGCGGUGCUGCUGGGGAAGACUCCACCGUCCUCCUCCUCAGAGACAGAGAACCCCCCUAUGGAGGCCAACCAGCCCCCCUCCCUAUCCCAGUCACUGGUCUUCAGCAACUCCAAGCAAGGGGUGCCAUUGUCCCAAACAUCCUCCAGCACCCCGUACACCCAGCACAGCAUGGUCAGCAUGCUGGGCAAGGGCUUUGGAGAUGUGGGAGACCCUAAAGGAGGUAGCACAGGGACCACCACUGGUUCCCAGUUCCUGGAGCAGUAUAAAACUGCCCAGGCACUGGCCCAGCUGGCUGCCCAGCACUCACAGACAGGACCUCCCAACACGACCCCUUCCUCCUGGGAUACCAGUGCCACCACACUGGGGCAAUAUGAUAUGAAGAGUCAGCCGGAGUCUGCGGUGCAUACACCCUUCACCAAGCGUCAACCGUACCAGGCUGCCACCUCAACCUCGUCCAUGCUGGAUGCAUUCCUGCAGGACAAAGGCUUGCCCCCUUCCUCCUCCGUCUCCUCCUCUCCUUCCUUGCCCCAACAGACAACACCCUCACCCCAUGUUGCACCUCCCUCUGCCUCCUCCCUCCCCAAAAUGGCUCCAGUCCCUUCCCUUGGUCAGCAAGUUUCUCCAGGAUCCUCAGACGCCCAGGGCUCCAGUCCGCUGCCACUGCAGCAGCAUAAACUCAAACAGCAGAAGAAGAGGACCUCCAUUACCACCAAGAUUCCGGCAAUGGCAGUGGAGAUGCCCGGCUCAGCAGACAUCUCCGGCCUCAAUCUGCAGUUUGGAGCGCUGCAGUUUGGGUCAGAACCAGUACUGCCAGAAUACGACUCCACCCCCACCACCACCACACCGGCCAGCCAGGUUCAGAACAGCCUCUACACCAGCCCCAGCAGUGAGUCGACUCCAGCCCUUCCCAACCCCAGUCAGAUGGAUCUGUAUGAGCAGAGAGCAUCUCAGACAAGGCGUUACCCUCCCUCUGUCUCUUCCUCCCCUCAGAAGGAUAUGCAGCCCAAGAAUGGCUUCAGUUCAAUACAGACAACGCAAUCUGUGGAAGCUGCAGCAGGCUCUGCAGUGUCAGUGAAGCCGGCCUCUGAUUCGGUCACGCCGGCAUCAGUCUCUAACAUGGGCACUUUGUCGGAUAGCGGCUCAGGUCCCACCUCCUUGUUGACGACAUCCAAUCAGACCUCCCUUAAUGCACUGGGGCACAGUGAAGACCUGCCCCCAAGCACCAUCCCCCCGCCUCAGCACAACAACUCUCUCCCAUCACAACAGAACAGUCUUGCUCCAUCUUCAGUCCGAACAUCCAAUUCAAGCUUACUGCAGCACCCCAGCGUAGACGGUGACUCAAGCCUGCACUCCUCUUCCUUCCCUUCCUCCGUCUCGGCUGUGGCCUCUUCGUCAGUCCCCUCCUCUUCUUCCUCAGUGGCCGCUGCAUCACAGGUGUCCUUAGGGGCCCCUCAGGCCUCCUCAGUGGGCCCUUCCACUGUGUCAGCGCCCUCCGGCCUCGGCCCUGUCAGCAGUCUGACCAUGGGACUCAACUCUGCCUCCAUGGGCUCUCCGGCCGCCGCAGCCGCUACCGCCUCAGUUUCCACGGCAGUUUCGGCCAUCCCCUCUUCAGCUACUUCCUCAUCUUCACGCAGCUCUGCAGCAUCCUCAGGGAAAGCACCUCCAAACCUUCCCCCUGGAGUGCCCCCUCUGCUGCCCAACCCAUACAUCAUGGCCCCUGGACUACUGCACGCCUACCCUCCUCAGAUGUACGGCUAUGAUGACCUACAGAUGCUGCAGACCAGAAUACCGCUGGAUUAUUACAGCAUCCCUUUUGCGACACCCACAACGGCACUGACUGGCAGAGACGGCAGCCUGACAAGCAACCCUUAUUCUGGUGACCUAUCAAAGUUUGGUCGAGGUGAUGCAUCAUCCCCGGCUCCAGCCACCACAUUAGCCCAGACGCAGCAGAACCAGACCCAGACACAUCACACCACACAGCAGCCCUUCCUUAACCCUGCGCUGCCACCUGGCUACAGCUAUACGAGCCUCCCUUACUACACUGGCAUGCCAGGCCUGCCCAAUACCUUCCAGUACGGACCUGCUGUGUUCCCGGUGGCUCCUACCUCGUCAAAGCAGCAUGGUGUGAAUGUUGGCGUCAACGCCUCAGCCACACCCUUCCAGCAGGCCAGUGGCUAUGGUUCCCAUGGAUACAGCACUGGCUAUGAGGAUGUGGGCCAGGCUUCAGGGAGUGGGGAUUUCUGUAAGGGCGGAUACGGCACUGCCGUGGCCGCCGCUGCUUCUGCACAAAACAAGCCAGCCAGCUCUGUCACCGGGCCUGGAGUCGGAGUCUCUGUGACAUCGAGCAACACAGGGGUACCUGAUAUUUCAGGGUCUGUUUACACAAAGACGCAGUCGUUUGAGAAGCAGGGUUUCCAUGCUGGCACGCCGACAGCUUCGUUCAGCCUGCCCUCGGCCCUGGGAAGCGGGGGGCCCAUCAACCCCCCUGCUGCCGCUGGCUACGCCCCGGCCCCCUUCAUGCACAUCCUGGCACCACACCAACAGCCCCACUCUCAAAUCCUGCACCACCACCUGCAGCAGGACGGACAGAGUGGCACCGGACAGCGCAGCCAGAACGCCUCCAUUCAGCAGAAGUCUCAGAUCAACAAGUCGGCAUACAACAGCUACAACUGGGGGGCAAACUAACAUCCACCGCUGGGGCCCCCCGGCGUCCCAAAGGGUCGUCAGCACCCGGGAGGGGGGGGGGUCAUCGCUCCUCCACAAAUGGUCUCCAUAUAACCUGCCCCUUUCUCCUGCAGAGGCUCCCUCCCCACUCUCUCGGCCCAGCACUCGAGCGGCUCUGCGCUGCUCAGAGGAGGUGCUGCGCUGAGAGAACAGGCACUGUCAUGUGGCUCGGACGGGUGGGAGGGACAGGAGCAGCUUAAAACAGAGGGGAGAUUGGCGCUAAAUGGUUCUAGUAACACACCGCUAAGAGGUGAAAUAUUGCGUGUUGGGAAUUUGUAUUGUGUUCAUCCCCACCCCACCCCUUUUCUUUCAGUUGUAUGUAACAUAGAACUGUUUUCUAAAAGAAUGAAUGUUUCCUGUUUGGUCUCUUUUUCUUUUUUUUUUUUCCUUUUUUUUUCACUGAUGGGGAGGAAUGAAGUAAUAUCUGAAGGUGGGGGGACACGCUGGUUUUGUAUUUCUCACCCUCGACUCCCCACUUCUUAAUGGAGAAAAAAAAAAUCUGUCCCUCUCCCCACAUAAUAUCCAAACAGAUUAAUUUGUGUAAUUGUCGUUUAAUUUGUUUUCCAUUUUUAUGUCAUUUUAAGUUUUGAGAAAUGAUUCUCUAAAUUGGCAGAGUUGUGAAGUUUAUUUUUUACCAAAUAUAGAUAUAUUAUAUAUAAAGACAUAUAAGCGAGCGCACUGGCUUGGAAUGUGAGGAAAGUGUGUUUGUUUUCAUGUGACUGCGUGCAUGUUUGUACACACGGAGGCUGUGGGUGUGUACUGUACUUUCUGUUUCUGCCUAGCACAGGAUUUUUUUCAUAAUGUAUAGUUAUUUUCCAUUAUCAAACUCUUGUACAGUCACUGUUCCCAUGGAUUAUAAAUAUGUUACAUAAAAUCCCAUCAAUUCUGCAAGACAUGUUGAGAAUGAAUGCCAAGGCCAAUACACACCCAAUUUGCCUUCCAAUAUGUGUGUUUUUCUUUUUCUUUUUUUCUAUAGCCCCCACAUCCUCCCCUCUUCCACCUCCUGUCCCCUGACAUAUUGUAAGGAAACCUGCAGCAUUGAAUACUGAUGGACAGAAUUGAAAUAUGUUUUUUUUUUUUUUUUUUUUUUUUUGGUUUUUUGUUUUUGUCAGUGAUUUAUUUUUCUUUUUGUACUGUGCAUUUUAAAAAAAAAUUUAAAUGGAUAAACUUGUCUUGUACAUAUAUAAAAAAAAAAAACACAAGUACUGUAGUCCUUGUUUGUUCGAUGGCUUUCUCCCUUCCCUUAUCAGAUCCUCGCAGACUUGUUAGCUUUUUUGUUUCAUAUGUUUUUUAUUUUGUAAAAAUAUAUAAAUAUUAAGUAAAUAAACAGGAAAAAGACAUUUU